GCCUGACCCUCUAAAGCCUGGAAAUCGCAUUGUGACUGCGCAUGUCCUUCGCGCUGUCCCGCUGACAUGCGCAGCGCGCAGUGGAUGUGUUGGGGGAAGAUGGCGGACGCCGGGUACCUAGGGUGGCGAAAGCUCGGUUUGACAGUGCUGUUACUCCUGGCCGUGUGGGCACCAAUACCGGCUGUACAGGCCCAGAGGAGUUUGGUCAAAGUCAUCACCGACCACAACUGGAGGGAGAUCCUGGAGGGGGAGUGGAUGGUGGAGUUCUAUGCCCCCUGGUGCCCUGCCUGCCAGCAGCUUCAAUCUGAAUGGAAUGAGUUUGCAGAGUGGAGUGAUGAUCUGGGUGUUAAUGUAGCCAAAGUGGAUGUAACUGAACAGCCAGGUUUGAGUGGCCGUUUCAUUAUUACUGCUCUUCCUACGAUAUACCACUGUAAGGAUGGAGAGUUUAGAAAAUAUCAAGGCCCUAGAAUGAAGAAUGACUUUAUUGACUUUAUAGAUGGAAAGAAAUGGGAAUCCAUUGAACCAAUGUAUUCUUGGUUACAGCCUUCUUCCUUUUUGAUGACUAGCAUGUCAGCAUUAUUUCAGCUGUCAAUGUGGAUUCGUCAUUGUCACAAUUACUUCACGGAAAUUAUUGGCAUACCAGUUUGGGGAUCAUAUAGCAUUUUUGCUUUGAUAACGCUUGUUUCUGGUCUUGCACUUGGAUUGAUUCUGGUCUUUGUGGCAGACUGUGUGUUGCCAUCUCGACGAUAUAGACAACAACCACAUUGUUCCCAAAAAAAAAUGCCACCAACCAAGCUAUUGAAGCCAAAGGAUUGGCAGUUUCAGGAAGAGGAUAAUGAAACUGAAGAUGAUCUGUGCUCACAAGCAAAAGAAAGCAGUAGUAAAACAUUUGAGAAGGCUGUGGUGAAUGAUUGUGGAGAUUACUUAAAGGAUUGUGUCAGAAAACGUACUAAAGAGCACACUGAAAGAGCUGAUGAUUCCUCAUUUUAACACCAAACUAAAACGUAGGGUGACUGUGACUGAAGCUGCAGUGCUUUUGUAAGGCAUUCACCACUUUUGAUUAAGCUGUGGAUUUAUGGGCCAAGGCAACUGUACAUUAAAAACUUGAGAUCAGCUGUGAUGGGUAGCAAUAUUGUACUAAGCUUGCUUUUAUUGCUGCAGGCUUUACCACAAAAUUGAGAAGCUUGAAUCGUGAAAACAAGUUCUGCAUGCUCUUUUGAGUCUUCCACACUUUCUUGGUAGUACAACCAAUAUGGUAUUGAGUCCUUUGUAUGUUGUGGGGGAAGGCUUGAAGUGGAGCGAUUAUAAAAUUACUAUUAUGGCAGUACCCUUGAUCUAAAUCUAAAGAUGCAUAUCUCUCAAGCUGCUUGCUAAAGGUUUUUGUUUUCCAAAAUGGCAGUUUAGAAAUGUGACCUGAUUGCUAAUUAUACUUGCUCAUGUAACAACUAAUUUCUGCAGAAUUACAAAAAGCAGCUGUGCAACAUGUUCCAGAACAAUGCUAUGUCUUUUCUCUGCCAGUUUUGCUUCCUUUUAUUUCAAACGGUAAACUAGAGAUGAUUUUGAAAAACUCAAAAGUAGUUAUUGACAGCUUUUUGGAAUUUCAGCUUAUGAGCCAAUAAUUGGAUUCAAGAAUCAAAUCUUGUAUUUCAGUUGGGUCUAAACCCUUAAUCUGUCACUGCCUCACAGUUAUUUAAAUUUGGUAUCCUAGAUUCAAAGUUCCUGUUCAUUAGCCCUUAACUGUAUUAAUUUUUUUUUCUAUUGAGUGUUUUAUGAUUCAAAUCUUUGCCAUAAUAUAAACACUUGGUAGACAAACCAGCCUAUUUGUUUAUGAACAUUCAAAUCUAGAAGCACAUUGGACAUGAAAAGAUUAGCUGGUUCUUCAUACUACCUGACUGUAAAUGUGACUUUUUAGAAAAUAUGUGAAAAUAAUCAUUGGUGGCCUAAAUUUCAAUGAAUUCUUCAAGUGCUGGUUAUAAGGGACAGGAGUUUUAAAAUUUUUAUUCAAUACGAAUAGUAGCCCUAUGGCUCAAUUAGCAAAUAGCCUAUAUUGCACUGCUUUGAGCUGUAUAAAUCAAGAAGGACCCUGGUCUUUGGUGAGUGACCUGUGUGGGAUUUGAAGUUUUGAUUUGAUUGAGCACCGUAAUAAGCUUCACUGUUAGUUAGGGAGGAGAAAAAUUAGCCCAGCUUUCUCUCAUGAUUGCUACCAGUGAUUCCAAUAUAUCUAGUACAGUGUGGUCUUUUACCCUAAUGACCUACACUAUCAUAUACCCCAUUGACACUCAGGGUUCAGACUCAGAUGUGAAUAAUGGCCAAAAGUAAAAUUUUAGUAGAAUGCUGGGCCCAAUAGAAAUAUAUUGAGCUUGUCACUGGGAGUCAUAAUGAGAGAACCUUUGGAUCAGGUAAAAGGUGCUGCAUUAUAAUCUACUAUUUAAUUAAAGGGAUGGGAUGCAUAAAGACCAAAAGUUUCAGAUAUCUGCACUCCCAUUGAGUGUACAUGAAUAGUACCUCAAAUAUGUUUAGCUUCUCAUCUGGCAAAUCAUUAUUGAAGAGGGCUUGUGGUUUCAAUUAAGGACUUGAAGUUUAUUAGCUAAAGCACCAACUAGUUUACAGUGCUUUAUUUGUUACAGAGAUAUUUUCAAUGGGCAGAGAAUUUGCUCUUAAAAUGUUCCUUCCCUGUAGAAUAGGUGAAAAAUAUGACUUUUUAUAUUUUGGGUUUAGAGUUAAAGCUCUUCUAACAGUGCCAUUAAAUUCUGGUGCAUUAGUCGGAACUGCUGUUUUGAAUGCCAGAAAGUAAAUUCUUGUUACUUAAAAUACACUAUCAGUGUGCAGACAAUAAACAUCUGUAUGAAUGGGAUACAUACACUGGAUUUACUGUAACUUUUGUUUGCUGUGAUAUGACUUUCUUUAACUAUGUGAGAUGUAUUUAGCUGUCAGAGUUGUGUAUUGGACUUUUGAAUUAAUUAUUGGACAUAGUGGGAUAACAGACUAAUUGCAAAGUCCAUUUAUUAUUUACAACUUUGAGAGUAUAUCUAAACACAGGUUCCAGAUUCUCAAGCAGAUUUUUGUUUUGUUGGCGAGCUUAUGUUUAAAAGGGACUGAGAUUAAAAUUGAAGAAAAACAUUUUGUAAAUAGUUUUUUUUCUAACAAUAUUGUUGUAUGUUUAUAGGAAGUGCCUGGCAACCAUUUGGUUAUGUUAGGCUGAUGUAUCUUUUUCUUAAGCUGUCUAUGCUGAGAUUAUAAGGUCUUUUUUUGUCUUUAAUUCUUAUAAAGCUAUUUCUUCCAAUGAU
Messenger RNA from Rhincodon typus (whale shark), 3287 nucleotides. RefSeq names its product thioredoxin-related transmembrane protein 1 (gene tmx1). Bases 67 to 990 code for a protein of 307 amino acids. The record is from RefSeq and is a predicted model, not a curated record. The transcript is spliced from 8 exons. Lineage: Eukaryota; Metazoa; Chordata; Chondrichthyes; Orectolobiformes; Rhincodontidae.